Molecule: messenger RNA, 3549 nt
Organism: Oreochromis aureus
Lineage: Eukaryota; Metazoa; Chordata; Actinopteri; Cichliformes; Cichlidae
Gene: gltpd2b
Product: glycolipid transfer protein domain containing 2b
Exons: 4
Coding region: 555-1472 (305 amino acids)
Biological process (GO): ceramide transport; intermembrane lipid transfer
Cellular component (GO): cytosol; cytoplasm; membrane
Molecular function (GO): ceramide 1-phosphate binding; ceramide 1-phosphate transfer activity
Source: RefSeq, a predicted model, not a curated record
UGGGAGGAGAGGCAACGGAGCAAGUGUUUCCUCAAACUGACCAGGAAUAUAGUGGAUGACACUGGGGGGAAGGAGGUUACAGGAGGACACCCUGUGUUGGCUCUGCUUUAUCAGCUACUGGCCACACUCAGCUGAUCUCUGGACCCUGGGGUUGAGCAACGCGAGAGACAGGCAGCUCUGAAAUCACAAAGGCAGAACGAGAAGCCACACAGAUUUUAAACAAAGUCGCAGAAAAAGCUGGAUAGAAAUCGCAACCUCGGGCUUGAGAGGGCGACUAGGGAAAAGGGCAGUUUCAAAAUAGAGCAAGAAUAGAGUUAAAGAUUGAUAGGGGCCAUAAUGGUGGACAGGAGGUUUUGUUUGAGGUUUUGGGGAGGAGUAUGAAGGAUUGGAGAGGAGGGUGGGGGGGGGUCAGAGGCAGCGGUCUGGGAGAAAGUAAUUGCGGUGACAGCCAGUGCCAGGGGACCCGAACUCAUGUGAAACACAGAGGAAUUAAAAGAUAAAGGAAAGAAAAAGGGACAAGAGGCAGACUGGACGGCCCCACACUGGAUUUCAGUAUGGGUGUAAAGGGCAAGGCUGCUGCAGCUAUCCUUAUCCUGCUGCUGUUCCUUGGCUCGCUGUGGCUACAGGGGGGGUUGGAUUACCACUGGGAUUCUUGUGUAAAGGGUUAUAAUCAGUUAAAUAAGCUUCACCAGCUGUCCAACAGCAGUGUGGGCAAUGGAGCUGAGAGCCAGCUUGAGCUGUGCCCUGGUCAGACCUUCCAGGUGUCACUUCUGCUCUCCCACCUGCUGGAUGCCCCAACUUACAACUCUGACGUGCUGCUGCAGCCAUAUCUGUCCAGCUGGGACGAGCUUGUCAAGUUCAUGGACUCUCUAGGGCCAAUGGUGGGACUCAUAUCUAAAGAGAUAGAAAGUAAGACUUCUAUAAUUCGCCAACUGGCCCUGACGGCAGAGGGGAACCCUGAAGCAGAGGUAGGCCCGGAUCUACAUUCCAUAAACUCAGUAAACUCACAGGGUGGUGGGACAAAGAAUAAGGCUUCGGUGCACACCAGUGCUUAUCACUCUGUGCGCUCUAUGAUCUUGAUGGAGCUGAAUCAAGGGCUGGUGAGUUUCCACCACCAGACAGACUCUGGAUGCCGGACUCUACUGCGCCUGCAUCGCGCUCUGCUUUGGCUGAAGCUCUUCCUGGAGAAGCUGGCUGAGACACCAGUGGAGGGACGGCUCAGGAGUCCCUCUGACCUGUGUCGUGAGGCCUACAAGAGCACCCUCGCUCAACACCAUACAUGGUACGUCCGCAAGGCCGCUGAGCUGGCCUUCAUUGCCCUGCCAGAGCGGGGCUUCUUUUUCAGGCUGGUGUGCGUGCAGAACCAGGAGGAGCUGAGCAAAGUGCUGCACAGGGUGUCUCGGGCCAUCGGAGAGGUUUAUGACCGGACACAGAAAGCUCUGGAGGAACAUGGCAUGCUGGACUUGCCAUAAAAAAUGAGAUAAUCAGACUGGACACAGGGCCACUGCUGCUGUUUUACCCUUCUUUGGGUUGUGCUCCUGCUCUGUAUCUUUGGCAUCAUAUAUUGGAUUUAGAUACAAAUAAGAUGCAAGCUUUUCUACAACACAAGAAUUGACUUGUUUUUCAUGCAGAACUCUUUUUUUUUUUUUCUACGGACCAAAGUGCUGUGUCAACAAUCAACACGGGACAUUCAGCUUUACUUUGAUGCUUCUCAUCAGAUUUUAUUGGGUACUAUCUCAAACUUUGUUGUUUAGACUGUGCAUUAUUUAGGCAUGUGGGCACAGUUACAAAAAUACAAUCGAUUUUUUUAAUAGCGCAUGUGUAAUUGAUAAUUGAAAAUUGGCAGUUGUUAUACUAAAAAGAACUGCUCUUAUGCGGUGUUAUUCCUCCGGUAAAUUACCUUGUAACUAUCGUGUUGGCCUGAAAUCUCCACAGGACCAAAUGGAUUAGAAAGUUACUGCUUCACAGUGAUGCUGUGUGUAGAGUAUGAAUUUGUUAUUUUUACAUACAUGUGAAUUUUUUUUUUGUAUCAUGUCCAUAAUAAUUAAUUUUAAAAAAAGACAAUUCAUUUGAUUAUUUCUACUCAUCGUGUGAUCCAGCAAUGGAAAAACAUUUAAAUGGCAAUAAAAUGUUCUUUAUGUUGUGCACCAACCAACCAGCAGAGGUUCCAGUGCCCUGCUAGAAGUAACAUCACAGUGAAUAUAAUCUGGUCACUCUUACCUAUACACACUCUACACUUUUUGUCUGAAUCCAAAUGCAGUGGCUUUUCCUGUCACAAUACAUUUGGUAUUACAGUUUAGAAAAGCCUUCAAGUGAAGAAUAUCAAAGAAUAUUCAGUAUUAUAUUACAGAGUACACGUGUAACAGAGAGAAUAGCAUGUGUAUGACUCAUCUGCUGUGCUGGUGUUGAUUAGACUGUUUUAAACCCAGCAGUACCUCCAACACUGGCUCUGUCUCCAUUUUUAUGAAAUGCUUUCUUCGUGAGUGGGCGAUGGUGGAGAAAAUGGGGCAGAGCUUAAAGUCAUGGAGUGCAGAGGAGACAGGAGCCAGGUAAAGGUCAGGAAGCGGAAGUACACUUCACCUUUAAUCCUGUCAACCACUUGGUGGCAGACUAUUUAAAGCAACUGCCACAGGGGGAAAAAAGUACAAUUUAGAAAGCAUCCACAUUUUUUUUACAGUCAAAGUGACCUGUGACAUGGAUGGCAUAAUCACAGCAUGUGGUAUCUAUAUAUUUUUGUGAAAAUCAAGAUUAUUUUGUAUAUAAUCAUCAUGUCUUUAGCAAGAUAAUCUCUGCUAGUUAGUUUCUUUUCAUUCAUAUAUUACUGUUUUAAACAGUAAUAUAUGAAUGAAACAGUCUGUUUAACAGUAUGUGUGCAAAGACUAACACCCGUGUCCACCAGUGCAGUUGCCUGUGAGGAUUAUGAAGAAUGAGAUUAUAUUAGUUUACAUUCACCUAAAACUACCUUUAACACUGGCUGGCUUCUUUUAUUGUCAACUGUGAAAGUGAUGCUAUAUUUAACUAUAUGUUGGUCACUGCUAUUCCACCUAGUUUCUAGAACAUGUCUGAACAUGAGUAAUACAUCAAUCCCUCCGCCCAUGAAAAUGGCAAAGAGUAGCAGAAAGAUGACCGAGAAGCAGGCACGAAAUGAAGUUUGAGUUCCCUUAAAUAACAUUUAUUCAUUUCUCUAUCUUGGUUUGCAGUAAACAUGAGCAAAAAUAUACAUACAGUUAGAGCAGAAAAUAAAGAUCCAGAAUAUUUAUCACCUGUUAGGAAGAGAGUAUUUGAACAAAUUUACUGAAUUUCUUUCUUGUUGUCUUAUAAUACCAGUCUUAAGCAGUAAUACAGUUUAACAUUAAGGGGCAAUAAGAUUUUUUGUAUUUAUUCAUGUAGUUAUCUCUACUUAAAAACAAACAGUUGGCUUUCUUCAACCUUUGCAGUGGAUAAAGUGUUGUCAGAACUCUGACUGUAAGCUUUGAUCGAAGGCUUGUUUUACAACAGUAAAACAAACUCAAAUGACAAAAACAUUAAAAGAAAAAAAACUCAAAUCCA